Messenger RNA from Cyprinus carpio (common carp), 5436 nucleotides. RefSeq names its product gap junction protein delta 1b (gene gjd1b). Gene Ontology annotation, biological process: cell communication. The record is from RefSeq and is a predicted model, not a curated record. Gene Ontology annotation, cellular component: connexin complex. NCBI's taxonomy places the organism in Eukaryota, Metazoa, Chordata, Actinopteri, Cypriniformes, Cyprinidae.
AGGCGAACAGAGUGGAGGGAGGGAGAGGAAAGCAGAAAAUGAGAGUGUGGCCAAGACAGUGGCUCAUAGUGACAGCAGGGGCAGAGGGAGGCAGAGUGAGCGAGUGAGCUGGGGAAGAGAGAACUGACAGUGGGGGGAAAAUGCAGGAAAGACACUGAAGCUGAGCUGGUGGAGGAGAAAACAGGAAAAUACAGCCAAGGCUAGAAAGAGUCAUUAGGAAGCAACAGUGGGGAAGCAGAGAGAAAGUGUGGAAACUGACUGAUUUGUCCAAAUGAGUUUGUGAUGUGCAACUGGCGGUGCUUAAAUCGCAGCGUGGAGUGUGUUUGCGUGAGCGGGUCUGAUUGUGCUACCAGUACUGCCUGGAAAACGUGCUUGGUGGAUUAUGAGAGAUCAAGACGAGGACGAUUGUGUGUGUGUGUGUUAGAGAGUCUGUGUUUAUUGGUGAACAAAAGGAGUAGGUGCAGCUUGUUCGUGAGUGUGCAUGUUCAGAUGAGAAAGCUGUACAGCUGGAAAGUUGCUUGAGGAAAGGGAAAAGAUAGUGCAGAUAGCUGAAGCACUUGAGGAUGCCAGGGCAUUCAGGGACAAGCACAGCUCUCCGAUAACUGCCGUCUGAGUACUUCAUACCCAACUAAGCAAAGCAAACCAAUAAACAAAGACUGUUGAAGGCAAAUAAGGUGAAACCAUGGGAGCACGUGUCUUCUUGAGCCAUCAACGGAACUAUUUGUAGGACCAAAGCAUCUCUGUUGCUGCUGACUACCUCAAAGGGUAAAGCCUCGAAGACUGUAGAGUUUCUUUGGAGGUCUACGUGAAGGAUCGGUGGGGGUCCAUUAUCGUGUCCAGUGAUCCCUUGAUGUCUUCAGCACCCAACCAUGGGAGAGUGGACCAUUUUAGAGCGCCUCCUGGAGGCCGCUGUGCAGCAGCACUCUACAAUGAUUGGAAGGAUUCUACUGACAGUUGUGGUGAUAUUCCGUAUCCUGAUUGUGGCCAUCGUAGGUGAAACGGUCUAUGAAGACGAGCAGACCAUGUUUAUCUGCAACACCCUCCAACCUGGGUGCAACCAGGCCUGCUACGACAAGGCCUUUCCCAUCUCUCACAUCCGAUACUGGGUCUUCCAGAUCAUCCUUGUUUGCACGCCCAGCCUGUGCUUCAUCACCUAUUCAGUGCAUCAGUCGGCCAAACAACGUGACCGUCGCUACUCCUUCCUCUACCCAAUGAUAGAGAAGGACUACAGUCGUGAGGGUACCCGCAGACUACGCAACAUUAAUGGCAUUUUGGUGCAGCACUCCGAAAGUGGUGGUGGAAAGGAUGAACCUGAUUGCUUAGAAGUAAAGGAGAUCCCAAAUGCUCCAAGAGGCCUCCUGCAUAGCAAGAGCUCCAAGGUACGUCGACAAGAGGGCAUCUCACGCUUUUACAUAAUCCAGGUUGUGUUCCGCAAUGCAUUGGAGAUAGGCUUCUUGGUGGGACAGUAUUUUCUAUAUGGCUUUAGUGUCCCCGGCAUCUUUGAGUGUGACCGCUACCCCUGCCUGAAGGAGGUAGAGUGCUACGUAUCACGGCCCACUGAGAAGACGGUCUUCCUAGUGUUCAUGUUUGCAGUGAGUGGGAUCUGCGUCGUGCUCAACCUUGCCGAGCUCAACCACCUCGGCUGGAGGAAAAUCAAGGCUGCCAUUCGAGGUGUGCAAGCCCGCAGGAAGUCCAUCUGUGAGAUCCGCAAAAAGGACAUGGCCCACCUGUCACAACCGCCAAACCUGGGCAGAACCCAGUCCAGCGAGUCUGCUUAUGUCUGAUCUCCAUUCACCUAAAUAUGGAGUCACGAGGAGUGGAAUGCGGUUAUGGUACUUGUGCAAAUGUUUAUAAUGGCAAAGGGGGAGGGGCUCCACAUAGCCACACCUCUUUCCCACAAGCCACUCCCUCCCUCUUUAUGCCAUAUGACAAUGUUUGAGGAAGUUUGCACAAUGUUAGGCUUCUGGAACAGUAUGUGAAGACGGCAUAAAAGGGAAUUUUUGAGUUUCGAACACAAGGAUCAAUGGAAGGGUGAAGAGCGUAAGGUACGAUACAGGGAGAUGAAGGAUGUCUAACAUAGAAUGUAAUGGAAAUGAAAGAAUCUGGGUCUGUUUUGCCACUUUUCUCACUUCCACAUCUUGAGAAAAGAGAAAAAAUAAGGAAAGUUAGCAGGAGAGCGUAGCAUGACAAUAACCUCAACUUUCCUCAACCGUUGUCGCUGAGAUGGUGCCAGAAGAAGAAAACUGUUUAGGUUUGCUCUCCUGGCAGUGCAUCGGCCUAAAACAAACAACGGGUGGGAUAUAAACAUUGUUACAGCAGUGGCACCUUCACUUUGACAUUUGAUUGAACAAACAUUAGCAUCUUCUUUUGUAAUCUCUCUCUGGUUGUCAUAAAAGACUAGGAGAGGAUUAUUACCUCCGCGCAAAGUGUGCCCUUCCAUAAAGACACCCACUGUUACGUGUUCCAGUCAAGUAUUGCAUGAAUGUGUGUUUAUAUGUAUGUAUGUGACCAAAGUUGAAAGAAUUUAGAAAACGCAGAUUACUUUUUGUUCAUUUUAAGAUUAUACUUUUUUUUUUCCUUUUUCUUUUUUGCAAAGGUUGGUGCCAUCAACUUAAAUGACUGUUUAUUUCAAAAUAUUAUUUAAAACAUAGAUUAUUUAUCUUUAUUGGGAAAGAGAGCCAACCCUGUUGAAAAGAAUUUCCAUGCUGGUCCGAGGCUGGUUUAUGAUGGUUAUUGCUGGUUUAACUGGUGGAGAAGAGUAACCAGCAUGGUCUUUCUGGUGAACAUGAUUAACAAAGGAAGUCUUGUGUGUUAUGAUAGAUGCUUGAUGGGGACACCCGUAAAAAGAAUCGAAGAAACGUUUUCAUGUAUCCAAAUGUUUCUAUCAGAUGAAUUUAUUAUCAAAACAUUAGCAUAAAGGUAUCUUUCAAAGGCAUGUUUACAAAGCUUUAUCUGUCAAAUGACUUUUGAAAUGAAAAAUCGAUGUUCAGUGUGUGUUAUUAGGGAAAAUGAUCAAUUUAUAGUGUUUUUAUUAGCUUUUUUCUUCUCGUCACGUGUUUAAUCGGCAUGCCUUUACUAUUAAGAAAAGAAGAAGCUUAGAAAAAACUAUAUGAAUGCAUUGCACUUUGCGGGGAUGGGAAGAGUGGAUAAAAGGAGAAACUCACUCUGGGAAGGACAUCAUUGGUGGGAAAGUGAGCCUUUUGAAUUGGUCCAUCUGAAAUAAGAUUGAUGACAAGCAUGUAGGUAUGUGCGUGCAUGCAGCUGUAAUCCACUGUGUGCCUUUGUUUACACAGUGUGGGUUAAAGCAGAGUGUAACAUCUCUAACAAACACUCAGAAAAAACAUUUGAGUUGUCAUUCAGCCAAUUUUAGCACUAGGCCCACUAAAGAACAUACUUGUGCCUACACCGCCCUGACUCCACUCUGCACGUGCACAUAAAACAACCCAGUGUAGACAGAACACAGUGCAACUAACACGGACCAGCUCGCUGACAUACUGCAGAGACAGAAAACACUGUCAGACAAGAUACAGAGAGAAAGAGAGGAAACUGCAGAGGCCCUUUAACAUCAACACAAUUGUCCUGACUUUGGAGUUUCUUGCAAAAAAAAAGUAUUUCACAGGAAAGUGUGUGUUUAUGUUUAGCUUGACAUGAAGUGCAGUUUAGCCACAGUUCUGAUUCAGGCCAGAAGUCAGUGUGAGGAUGGAUAUUGUCGUUUACAUCUAAAUUGAAUGAGAGGUAUAAAAUCGGCCACAUUUAGGAGGCGUCCAAAGCAUGUCACAUUUGUUUUACUGCAAAUGUAAACAGCUUGUAAAUGAUCCAUAAAAACUUAGAAGCACUUGUGGACUUUUCUGCGCUUCAUCAAAGAUGAGAACACGAUUACAUUUAGACCCAGGGUACAAAAUUAACACUCAUCAAGCGGUAAAUGUGAUUGGCAAGUACAUAAACGAAGCUACUUGCCAGUUUAUUAGGAACUGCAACAGUACUGCAAUAAUAAUAUAACCUUCAACAAAGUGAUGCAAUUCAAAGACAUACAAACUACUACUGCUGUUAUUUUUUAUUGAAAUGCAAAUACAGUUCCAUGGCCAUUAAUAAAUAUUUACAAGUUCUAAAUUCAUCUGCCAUUUGCCAGCAUGGUGAAAAGUUAAUUUUUAACCCUGUGUAUACACUCUAAAAAGCAAUUUAUUAAACAGUAUUGUUUAAUUGUAGCAUAGAACUAACCUAAUGAGGUUUGCCUAAAACAACACAAAAUAAAAAAAAGAUGAAUUAAUCAGGUAAAUGAAUCUUAAAAUUCAAAUUUUAAUAGUCAACUAAACCUACAAUUAAGUUUUAAAGAGGGUUUAGAUGUAUUUUUUACUGGAAAACAAGACUCACUUUUAAUUUAAUCAGAACAAAUAAUUAGUAAUGGCUGAAAGUAAGGCUCAGCAACCUUCCUUAACACAAAAGUUUGAUUGUAUCCUUUGCAGAUCUAAUAGUCGGGACCAGUUUAACAUGUAAAUUAUAAGGGACUAUAGCCAUUAUUGUGUGGGGUAGAAAUUAAAUGCACCCUACACUUGGGACCAAACAUAUCUAUUUCUUAAACUGUACCUUCUGUGUUAGAGAUUUCCAGUUCUUUUAUUCUGAUCUACGCAAAUAGUAACUCUGCCAAAAUCAUAAACUCUGUAUCUAUGCAGCAUUAGAGGGCAUCUUUUACAAGAGCAGUUCAGAGAUUAUGAAGAUUGCUUCCCCAAGUGAGAACUUCUUCAUGUGCUUAAUCCACUCUUCUCCUCAGUCUAUUUUUAUAAAACCUAUAUCAGAAUACUAGACAAAAAAAGAACAAUGUCAGAUUUUGUUUCUUCUUUUUAUUUAUUCCAGCUUGUGAAUUAUGUUUAUAUGUGUUACUCUUUUUUACAGUGCUGUAAUAUGAGGGACACAGAAGGGUGUAUUUAAAGACCAGAGUUAGGAUUUAAAGUUAAAAUGUGGCUUUACCUGCCAAAGUUUUGUUAUAUGCAACUUGACUAAUUGGGUUUCAGUGAAUGGGUUGUUCAAUUACUGUAAAGCAUGUGUAACUGAUAUGGAAAGCAUGCUUUUGUUCUUUUAUUUCACUCUUUUUUUAUGAAACAAGAAAGCAGGGACAAGUAAAUGGCAUGUUUAGAUUAGAAAACUGGGUAAAAUGGAAAAUGUUUCAUGGGCCAAAACUAAAUUUUAAGACUAAACUACGCAGACUGCAAUCUUGUUACAAACAUAUGCAACACUUGAUUUUCAGCACAAACUUUUGACACGAGAUUCAAAAAGUAUUUUUAUGGUUACACACAUCCUGUAGUCACUGCCAGACAAUUUUGUAGAAAAUAGCUGUUUCACAAAAAGUGUUUUUUAAAAAAUAUUUGAUGUGUAAGUAAGCAACCUGUGUGUUUAAUUGACAAUAAGACGUUAUAAUCUACUGCCACUGAUCAUCUUAAA